Sorghum bicolor (sorghum) is the source of this 965-nucleotide messenger RNA. RefSeq lists its product as uncharacterized. The record is from RefSeq and is a predicted model, not a curated record. Lineage: Eukaryota; Viridiplantae; Streptophyta; Magnoliopsida; Poales; Poaceae. Bases 93 to 506 code for a protein of 137 amino acids. The transcript has 2 exons.
GCAAUUAAUUAUUCCCGCAGCAAUUUGUCCCGCACAGAGGUAGGAACAAGUCAACCGCCGCGUGCCGCCGCCGCCCCCUCACCGACACCGAGAUGGCGUCUUCCGCCACGCCGCCGGCCGCCAGGUCAGGGAGUGCAGGAGAAUCUGCUUGGUUCAUUGCCACUUACGCCACCAACCAUAUGACAGGCGACAAGAGUCUCAUCUCCAACCUGGAACCUGUAAGCAACCAAGUUAUCAAAGCAGGUGUGGGCGAGGGGAUGCAGGUGUGUGGCAGAGGGUAUGUGAACACAGAGACAGUGGUCCUCCCUGACGUGUGGUACGUCCCAGGGCUCACAAUGAACCAGGUAUCCGUGGGGCAGCUAACCCAUGAUCCCGAUCUAAUUGUUGAGAUUGGUGGUGGUGCGUGUCGCAUCAGCAAGAAGAGUGAUGGGUCUGUUCUCGGUAAGGCACGUUUGAGGUCUGAUCAUAAGUAUGCGGUAGAUUUCCUGAAGAUUAAGCUGAAUUAGUUGUGGAGCUUGGCGGGUGUCUUCAGAUGCAUAGAGGAGUGAUAGUGAUGUUGGGUACUGCUUUCCUUUAUAUGGUAGCGCUGGAUUGAAAAUGGCUAAGGUCUAGAGUUUAUAUGGUACUUGCAAUUUUUAUGGUUAGGAUAUUGUGUGCACCGUAUCUGUGCAUAUGUUAUGUCACAUGUUGACUAUAUAAAAAGUACUGAAUUGAGUCUAUGACCUCUUGGGCAUUUAAUUAUGCAACUUGGGAAGUCCUUGUCGGCAGUGAUAAUAUAAUCCAGUGAAAUCUGGUUUCAGCUGUAUGCUCUGCUACUGAAUUUGUGCCUGAUGUGUGACCAUCUGUUUGUGCCUGAUGUGUGACCAUCUGUUUGGAAUCUGUUGGUGCCACAGUUUUGAACCUGUGCUAUAUGGUUUUGAUGCACUCGGUAAACAAUGUUUGUUUGAUGAAUUUGAUUCUUGGCA